UUUAACAUCCGGUAUACGUCUUGUGACUUCCGCAUAGCUUGACAGAGGUGGACGUCAGCGCCGUGCUGGUUGUUCCAGACCGUUCAGCUCAGUUGCUGUUUCUGCAAGCCAGGGACCUAGCAUAUAGCUCGUCGUUGCUAGCAGCCGUUACGUUUCUUUCGAAGAAGACACCCCAAGUAGCAAACAAAAUCUUCGAAGAACCGUGUCCGCAAUAAAAUGAGGAUGCGGAUACAUUUUAGUUUUGCGCUUGUUUGUUUGUUAGCCCUAUAUAUCCGUUCAUUCUCGGCGUUCUAUCUUCCGGGUUUAGCCCCAGUGAGUUUUUGUGAUGAAGAAUCCAAAGCUGGUGAAGACUGCCAGACAGAUAUUCAGCUGUUUGUCAAUCGCCUAGACUCAGUGGAAUCAGUUCUGCCUUAUGAGUAUGACGUGUUUGACUUUUGCAAAGAUGUCGAAGAAUUAAGGCCUUCUGAGAACCUUGGACAGGUACUGUUUGGUGAACGAAUUGAGUCUUCACCAUACAAGUUUAAAUUUAAUAAAGGUUUUAAAUGCAAGCAGGUGUGCUCCACAAAAACCUACAAGCAAGGAAAUAAGGAUGAUAUAGCUAAACUGGACUUUAUUAAAAUGGGAAUGCAGCUGAACUAUCAGCACCACUGGAUCAUUGACAACAUGCCAGUUACUUGGUGCUAUGAUGUGGAAGAUGGUCAGAAGUACUGCAAUCCAGGUUUCCCCAUUGGCUGCCUUGUUGCAGGAGAUGGCAGGGCUAAGGAUGCAUGUGUGAUCAAUUCUGAGUUCAACAAGAAGAACACAUUUUAUGUCUUCAAUCAUGUGGACAUCAAGAUCAAGUACCACAGCGGCAAACAAGAGGGAUGGACAGGAGCUCGACUGGUUGCUGCAACUCUGGAGCCAAAGAGUAUCAAACAUACAGAUGAGAAAAACCUAAAUUGUGAUGGAGGCAACCCAAUGGAGGUCCCUGCAGAGUUUAAUGGUGAUGUGUCAAUUAUUUACACCUACGCUGUGACAUUUGAGGAAGACAAUACUAUCAAAUGGGCAUCUAGGUGGGACUACAUCCUGGUCUCUAUGCCUCACACCAACAUCCAGUGGUUUAGUAUCAUGAACUCCUUGGUCAUUGUGCUGUUCCUGUCUGGAAUGGUUGCCAUGAUCAUGCUGAGAACUCUGCACAAGGACAUUGCCAGAUACAACCAGGUGGACCAGGGAGACUUGAUAAAGGUUCCAUCGACCAAGGAAAAAUCUACUCUAUAUGAGGAUGCACAGGAGGAAUCUGGUUGGAAGCAGGUGCACGGGGAUGUUUUCCGUCCCCCUAGGAAAGGGAUGUUGCUGUCUGUUUUCCUUGGACAGGGAACGCAGAUCUUCAUCAUGACUUUCAUUACUCUCUUCCUCGCCUGUCUGGGUUUCCUGUCACCGGCCAACAGAGGGGCUCUCAUGACUUGUGCAGUGGUACUCUGGGUUCUCCUGGGUACACCUGCUGGUUAUGUGUCAGCACGUCUUUACAAAACUUUCGGAGGUGAAAAGUGGAAGACAAACGUAUUGCUAACUGCACUCUUGUGCCCAGGAAUUGUAUUUGCAGACUUCUUCUUGAUGAAUCUGAUCCUAUGGGGGGAGGGCUCCUCAGCUGCAAUCCCCUUUGGUACUCUGGUUGCCAUUUUGGCCCUGUGGUUUGGAAUCUCUGUACCCCUCACCUUUGUUGGUGCCUACUUUGGAUUCAAGAAACCAGCAAUUGAGCAACCAGUGCGAACAAACCAAAUCCCCCGUCAAAUACCUGAGCAGUCCUUCUUCACCAAACCCAUCCCUGGUAUAGUGAUGGGUGGCAUCCUCCCCUUUGGCUGCAUCUUCAUUCAGCUUUUCUUCAUUCUCAACAGCAUUUGGUCUCAUCAGAUGUACUACAUGUUUGGAUUCCUGUUCCUGGUUUUCAUCAUUCUGCUCAUCACCUGCUCUGAGGCAACAAUUCUGCUCUGCUACUUCCACCUUUGUGCUGAGGACUACCACUGGUGGUGGCGAUCCUUCCUGACCAGCGGCUUUACAGCAGUCUAUCUGUUUAUCUAUGCUGUACACUACUUCUUCUCAAAGCUGCAAAUCAUUGGAAUGGCCAGUACUAUACUCUACUUUGGAUACACGAUGAUUAUGGUCCUGAUCUUCUUCCUCUUCACAGGUACAAUUGGCUUCUUCGCCUGCUUCUGGUUUGUAAAUAAGAUCUACAGCGUGGUCAAAGUGGACUGACUGAAGAACUCUGUGAAAGGACUAACUCCUAGAUGCGACAGCACUGGCCUCCCCGAUGCUGGUUUUGUGACAAAGGCCUGAGGUCUGAUUCGACCUGAACUGAAAAACCAUCACUUAUCAUAGAAAACCCCCCUGAUGAGCAGAGCCCGUCCUCUUUUUGUGCUUUAAACCUCUGUUGCUAUUUUCUUUUUAAAAAUAUAUAUCAUUUCGCAUUUACUGUUGACUUGUAAUAAUUUGAAUGGCGCCUUGAAAAUCGGCCUCGGUUCCAAUGAUCUAGCUGUCAUAGUGAGCAAUGUGUGUGUGGGAAUGUUUUUACUUUAAUUUUCUAAGGAAGGUAAAAUGUUAUGUAUUUAUCUGUUCUAUUCCCUUACGGCUAAAAUUCUUUUUUUUUUCUUUACCUGUACUUUAAUGAUUAAAAAAAUGUGUGUACAUAUACUGUAUAGAGAGUGAGGGAGAGAAUGCAAGUUAAAGAUUGUCACCAUUAUGGAACCUUCUUUGGGAGUUAUAUUUUUCUUUUCUUUCUUUUCUCUGGUUUGUUUUAAAAGUAAAAAUAUCAGCCUGUAUUGUAGUUUAGAAAUUAUAUAAAACACUCACAGUGCUAUGAUACAUGUUCAUCUUCUUGGAGUUUGAGUUUGUAUAAAUCAGAGGGUACUCUUGGUUACGACGCACAUCUGUAUCAUAGAGCUAUGUGCUGCAGUGUGUUGCAUAUUAGGCUCCCGAUUUGUUUCUCAACAGUAGACAUGGUCACCUAGUUAAUCAUAAAGUAGUCCAUGACUUUACUGGUCAGGUGCAUUAUGCACUUUCGAGAUGUACCUCUUUAGAUUUUAAUAGGUGGUUUGCUGAACUGUUAACUACACAAAAACACUGCUGCUUUUUGCUUCAAGCAGUGUGGCACCAUCACCCAAGGUGAUAACAUUUUACAAAUAAACGCAGUGAAUUCCAAACCAAGGUCACGCUUUUGUCUUUUAACCUUUAGAACACAUAAAACAAUUCCUACCACAAA
Molecule: messenger RNA, 3235 nt
Organism: Pundamilia nyererei
Lineage: Eukaryota; Metazoa; Chordata; Actinopteri; Cichliformes; Cichlidae
Gene: tm9sf5
Product: transmembrane 9 superfamily protein member 5
Exons: 18
Coding region: 217-2232 (671 amino acids)
Biological process (GO): protein localization to membrane
Cellular component (GO): membrane
Source: RefSeq, a predicted model, not a curated record